Messenger RNA from Brassica oleracea var. oleracea, 1564 nucleotides. RefSeq names its product protein PELOTA 1. The transcript has 17 exons. The record is from RefSeq and is a predicted model, not a curated record. Gene Ontology annotation, biological process: nuclear-transcribed mRNA catabolic process, no-go decay; nonfunctional rRNA decay; RNA surveillance. Gene Ontology annotation, cellular component: cytoplasm. Lineage: Eukaryota; Viridiplantae; Streptophyta; Magnoliopsida; Brassicales; Brassicaceae. The coding region runs from base 177 to 1313 and encodes 378 amino acids.
UUUUAGCAUUAGGCCUGUUUUGACCUUUCAGAAGCUGCUACAGACGAGAGAGACUUUGUCGAAAUCGAAACUCUGCGUAUGUGGAUCGAGUCUCCGAACCUCUAACAUAGACCCUCGCCGGAGCCGUUGCAACAGACUCUGCUAGAGAACAUACCUUCUUCAAAAGCCAGAUUACGAUGAAGAUUGUCCGCAGAGAUUUCGUUCGUAAUGGACCCGGAAGCGUUAAGAUGGUGGCUGAGGACUCUGAUGAUCUCUGGUAUGCUUAUAACCUCAUUGCCGUCCGAGAUAGUGUAAUGGCUGUCACUUUUAGAAAGGUUCAGAGAGAGGUGCCUGGUGGGGGAAGAGACUCUGAACGUGUUAGACUGAAGCUCGAAGUACAAGUUGAGGAGGUGGACUACGACAAAGACGCGGCUGUUCUGCGCAUACGUGGGAAGAAUAUCCUGGAGAAUGAUCACGUAAAGAUUGGUGCAUUCCAUACUUUGGAGAUUGAGCUGAAACGACCUUUUGUAUUGAGAAAGGGAAUAUGGGACUCACUGGCUCUUGACACACUCAAGCAGGCUUCAGAUCCCGCUGCUAGUGCUGAUCUAGCUGUAGUUCUAAUGCAAGAGGGACUUGGACAAAUCUUCCUUGUCGGCAGAAGUGUGACAAGUAGCCGUGCACGAAUAGAAACAUCAAUUCCUAGGAAGCAUGGACCUGCCAUUGCUGGUUACGAAUCUGCUUUGAAGAAAUUCUUUGAGAAUGUUCUGCAGGCCUUUGCGAAACAUGUUGACUUCAGUGUCGUUCGUUGUGCAGUGAUCGCUAGUCCCGGCUUUACAAAGGAUCAGUUUCAUCGUCACUUGUUAUUGGAAGCUGAAAGAAGACAGUUGAGACCUAUAAUUGAGAACAAAUCACGUAUAAUUCUGGUGCACACGAACUCUGGUUAUAGACAUAGCCUAGGAGAGGUUCUUAAUGCACCCAACGUGAUGAAUAUGAUCAAAGAUACUAAAGCAGCAAAAGAGGUCAAAGCUCUCAACGAUUUCUUCACCAUGCUUUCAAAUGAUCCAGCUCGAGCAUGCUAUGGACCAAAACAUGUAGAAGUUGCUCACGAGCGAAUGGCAGUCCAAACACUUCUCAUCACCGAUGAGCUUUUCAGGAACUCUGACGUGAAAACAAGGAAAAAGUAUGUGGAUUUGGUGGAGUCGGUGAAAGAUUCAGGAGGAGAGGCUUUUAUAUUCUCGUCGAUGCAUGUUUCAGGGGAACAGUUGGCACAACUCACUGGAAUUGCAGCUCUUCUCAGGUUCCCUUUACCAGACCUCGAAGACAUUGAGAUGUAAUAUAUCUUCGGCUAUAGAAAACAAUACAAAAUCAUAUAGCUCUCAUUAUAAUCCUCUAUAGCUUAAAGUGAGAUUUGUAUUGUGGGCCAAGAAGGCAACUCUUACAUUGAAGUACAGUUAGUUGUUGCUGUUUUUCAGCGCUUUGGUUUCAGUCAAAUAGGAAACGCUAUACCUUGUUGAAUCUUGAGCUUUCUGAUCUGUAAAACAUAUUUUGGGAGCACUUAACAUUAACACAUGAUUUCUUAUGCGUA